This is a messenger RNA of Fusarium proliferatum ET1, 510 nucleotides long. RefSeq lists its product as uncharacterized. Lineage: Eukaryota; Fungi; Ascomycota; Sordariomycetes; Hypocreales; Nectriaceae. The transcript has a single exon. The record is from RefSeq and is a predicted model, not a curated record. Bases 1 to 510 code for a protein of 169 amino acids.
AUGUCUGCCAACUCAGACCUUAGGAAGCAAAUCGAAACUACGGUGAAUAGCUUCCUCGCGAGCUACGAGGACGGGAGAAAAACCAAGGAUCCGACCGUCAUCAACCGCGAUGUUACUCCAGAAUGCACUCGCCAACUUCUUCCCGCUUCACUGUGCAAGGCGCUCGGCCUUCCGGAAAAGUUUCUAAUGUCCAAUGAUAUCUACGAGAAGCUCUACGCCGACGAUCUUUCUCUUGGCGGCGUUCACAACACCGUGUCAAAGCACUUGACGAUCGACGUUGAGGCCCGGCGCGCGGCAGUUGAAAGCAGUGGAGACAUGAUCUACCAUCAUGGCGAGACUCUACAUCUAGAGUUUUCUUGGAUUUUCUAUCUUACUGGAGACGGUACGAAGAUAAGCAGGGUCAUAGAGUUCGCUGAUAGCACGGCUGUCUUGAAGAUGGCGGCCAUCGCGAAGGAACGUGUCGCCAGAAAUGGCCAGGGUGAAGAGGUCGAUUUUGACGCUACUGGGUAG